UUCCCUCGCUGGCCACGCUCAACGAAACACCGCAGUGAACCCCCGACAGGCAAAUCGACGGCGGCGAGGCGGCGAUCGCGCCACUAUAGAGCGAUUCGACGUUGGAAGAAAAAAACGGCGACUCCGCUCAGCUGCUUCUACAGAGACGACGCCACCUGACAUCGCCCGGAGCUGUCAACUGCACGACCUCGACAACGUUGCGCGGCAGAAGUCUACGGUGAUCCAUCCGCGCCUAGCGGGAUCCUUCGUGGAAGAAUCGCCCUCAGGAAGGACGUCGUCUUCGUUGGAGCGUUCGCCGCCGCCUCACUUCGUCCAGUGGGGGUGGACCGUUGCGGAGGACUCGGCGGCGCGUUCGCUCGAGCCGCGUGUGGAGCGACGGUGUCUGGGCGUCGACGGACGUAGGGUGGCGGCGAAGACCACGAGCCCGAUGACCGUGGACCUGUCGCCGGGCCAGCAGCAGUCCAAGUGCUCGCGGCAGCAGCACGACGGCGACGCGAUGCCCGGCGGACCGGCGCCCCCGUCCUUUCUCAUCCGCGACAUCCUGAGCGAGUCGGGAGCCCAGGGGGCCGCGGCGGCGGCCGCUGCGGCCGCUGCAGCCGCCGCCAGCCUGGCUGCGGCGCAGGGACUCGUACACAUGCCGUUCGGACAGCACCACCCGCUUCACCCGAUGGCGCACCACCACCUGCCCAGGCCGCCGAGUCCGGCGGACAGCUACUCGAGACACUCGGACCGCGACGACGGCCACGGGAGCGAGUCCCCGGAACGGACGCUCGAGUCGCCCCCUGGAGGCGGCGGCGGGGGUGGCGGUGGUGGCGUGUGCUCGCUGAAGAUGAAGAAGCAGCGCAAGGCGCGCACCGCCUUCACGGACCACCAGCUGCAGACCCUGGAGAAGAGUUUCGAGCGCCAGAAGUACCUCAGCGUGCAGGACCGCAUGGAACUGGCCGCCAAGCUCAACCUCACCGACACACAGGUCAAGACGUGGUACCAGAACAGAAGGACGAAAUGGAAGCGCCAGACGGCCGUGGGUCUCGAGCUGCUGGCGGAGGCCGGAAACUACGCCGCCGUGCAGCGAAUGCUCCAGACGGCCCCGUACUGGUUGUCCAGCUACACGGGCCUGUCACCGCAGUCCUCGCUAAGCACUAUGGCCGCGUUGGACCUCUACUACCGGCAGGCCGCUCUGCAGAAGCCCAUGGCGUACCGGCUCUACCCGGGCGUUCCGCCACCGGGGGUUCCGGCCGGGGUCGCUCCACCGCCGGGUGCCGGCGCACCCCCGCCGCCGCCGCCCCAUCACGCCCCUCCUCCUCCGCCGGGCGCCUCGAGCAACGGACUGCCCGCCUCCGUGGCCGUCGUGCCGCCUCAGAUGCCGCCGCCGUGCUCGUCUUCGACGGCGAGCGCUUCGCCGUGCUCGACGGCCAGGCCGUCGUCUCCCGCUGCGCCGUCUCAUCCUCCUCUCCCCACGACGUCGUCGUCCUCUAUGUCGUCCUCGUCGAUGGCCCUGUCGUCUUCGGUGUCAUCUUUCCGGCCGACGAGUAGGGAAUCCUGCUAGAGGAGACCAGCGUCAGUCGCCCGCUCCAUCGCAGGCGUCCCCGCACUGAUGCACCUCCUGCAACCUCCUCCUCGUCCCAAUCCUUUUGUAGAAAGCAGAGAAGAUUCCUCCCACCUUCGACCGUUAUCUUGCUCUUUGAUGCACUACAAGAGAGAGACUGAGAGAGGGGCGGAGAAAAGUGGGAGGGUGGUGAGCUUUCGAAGCGGAAAGUCUAGUCGUUACACCCACGGAAUGCGAACUUUUUACGCUCUCGUUUUUUUUUUUUUUUUUUUUUUUUCCUCAUUUGCUUAGCAAGAGCGAGCAGAACCACCGAUUUGAGCCAUUACCCAAACUUCGGUGUUUUGAAAGCUCUUAGAGGAGGAGCUUCUUGCGCGAUUCAUUUUACCGGCGGGUCAAUUUUUUCCGCGGAUGAGAGGCUUUGCGCAACGGACAGUAAGUUGGUGCGCACCGGCUUGUCAAGUGAUACUUGCGGAAAUGUUAUUCUGUCACUCGACAACUUACUGCGCGGGUCAAUUUGGUGCCACUGGCGCGAAGAUUUUAAGCCGGGAGUAGAUUUACCGACGGGCAUAAGAUAAUUCGUGCAAGCGGCAUAGUAGUGCAGCAGAGUUGUAAAUUCUACUGCAUUUGAAUUUCCCGUGUAAGCAUCACGGUGCUUGUGAAGAAAGAGUAAUAUGGAGGCGUAUGGUUAAGGGCAUGACACGUUACGUGGGACUGUAUUUCCGCAGGGGUGUUUAGACCAAAGUCAAACUUUAGGACGAACGCCUUUACUGUUCGGUGGCUCUAUCUCACGCAUCGACCAUUGCUAAUUUUGUUUUUUUCAAUCGAGUACGAACUCCCACCAUCUGCACCUUCCUUUAGCAACGCAGUCUGCCAAGGAAGCUGUUACGAGAUGGUAACAGUGUCGGUUUCUUGCGACCCGGCUGAAACAGCAUUCUUGCGAACACACCUUUGCGUAUCUUGUCCAGGUGUAUAGAUUGGCGGCGCACUUCAGUCGCGAGUGAACGUGUUGAAAUUAAGCGAAAAGAUACGUUGCGUUCCGAUGUCAGUGUCUAUAGCAUGGCUAUGGCCGACGUGUAACUUCUAACGCAUUCCACGCUGGAGGGCAAUCUUCUCGCGUUGUGUAAAUAACCGAAAGAGGGAAAAAGCUAUAGGAAAUUCGGUAGUGGAUAUGACGACUCGCCGGAAGCAGCUUGGUAUUAAAUGGCGCGAGCCGGACUUGUUUACGAGUGCGAUACCUGUUGGCUGAGAACUGUGUGCCGCGAAGGCCGGUGCCGUGCUUCGAACUCGUAGAGCUCUUUGGAACAGUCUCGUGAAAACACUGAGUGCGUGCAAGAACUGAAGAAGACAAAGGCUGUCUUAUAAGAUGGCGCCAACGGACAGCAAUGCCCUCGGCAGCGACGUUGGCUGACGUGAACCCAUUUCAAGCGGCAUUCCUGACCAUCCACCGUCAGUUCGACCGACCUCUGACGAGACCACCGCAUUACGAACGCAGCUGCAAUUGUUCUUUCGCCGUACUGCUUUUGUUGCAUUUUUUGUUUCCUCCUCCGACGUGAGGUCGCGUCAAGGUGUGCUGUGCGCUCUUGAACAGUCGCGCACGUUUCGCGAAAGUGACUGUGGACGAUGCGGGAAAAGAAUCGUGUGCCGUUAUCCUCGUGUGACAUUGUGAAUGGAAGCUCGGGUGUACGGCGCACCAGAACGCGCCCUGUGUAAUAUAAGUUUGUAAUCUCGCGUAGAUAUGGCAAUAAAAAAAAUGCU
This is a messenger RNA of Dermacentor silvarum, 3301 nucleotides long. RefSeq names its product homeobox protein B-H1. The transcript has 3 exons. The coding region runs from base 428 to 1546 and encodes 372 amino acids. Lineage: Eukaryota; Metazoa; Arthropoda; Arachnida; Ixodida; Ixodidae. Gene Ontology annotation, biological process: regulation of DNA-templated transcription. Gene Ontology annotation, molecular function: DNA binding; DNA-binding transcription factor activity, RNA polymerase II-specific. The record is from RefSeq and is a predicted model, not a curated record.